GGCAGCUACAAAGCGAUUCAUAACUUGUCAACACCCAAUAGGCGAAACCCCCGCAUCCACUAUCCAUCUAGAAGCAAGAACUGGUUUACUUAAAGUGUAUCGGAUGUAAGCUCAUGGGAAGUAGCCCCGUCUGGCUUUCCAGUGGUUGCUGGUGGAUCUUCCUGACAGUGGUAACGUCAUCUAUUCAUAGCUUACGUUUCGCCCAAAGCCACCAUGCUGUGGUCGGCAGCCAUGGAUGGAUAGAAGUCAAGUCGGUGGUGUGGCCACAUCCGUCAUCUCUCUCCAAUCAUGGUGGACGCAAUUUAUGGGCUGGGAAAGUUCAAUGGACAGCCAUCCAUGAAGCUGCGGUGGAACAGAAUCUCAUUCUCUGAUUGGUAGCUCGCCCCGUGCGGGCUUACCC
Molecule: messenger RNA, 400 nt
Organism: Aspergillus candidus
Lineage: Eukaryota; Fungi; Ascomycota; Eurotiomycetes; Eurotiales; Aspergillaceae
Exons: 1
Coding region: 114-371 (85 amino acids)
Source: RefSeq, a predicted model, not a curated record